Opisthorchis viverrini is the source of this 285-nucleotide messenger RNA. RefSeq lists its product as hypothetical. The record is from RefSeq and is a predicted model, not a curated record. The transcript is spliced from 2 exons. Lineage: Eukaryota; Metazoa; Platyhelminthes; Trematoda; Opisthorchiida; Opisthorchiidae. Bases 1 to 285 code for a protein of 94 amino acids.
AUGAAGAGCAGUGCUACACCCUUUUUUCACUUGUGCCUUUCAGCCACUGACCGGCAAGAACAAAACCUGGAAACUUGGGCAAAAGCCUCGAUCCUGUGUAUGAAUCUUACCGCAUUUGUACAUAAACCUCCAUUUGAAAGAGUUGGCUUUUGGGGUUUUGCGCGUAACUCGAUGUGGUUCAACAGAUUGCUGGAAUCAACCCAUAGUACUCAAAUCCGGAAAUCAAAUCUCAAGUACCCGGUGGAUCUCAGACGUUCAGCCGAAUUGAAAUCUGGAACUUUGUAA